UGUUAGGUUGAUUUUCGUGGCAAGAAUUGUAGCACAAAUUGCUGAUGCAUCUUCAGUCAGAAUCCAUUUCCGUUGCUUUUCUCUAACAAAAAAUCGAAACACCGAAUGUGUGUUUAUAAUAAUUUAAAACUGUUGUCAACAUUUUCCAACAGUUGUUUGCCAGACCCACAACAGUUGCAAAUUUGCCAAACUUAAACAGUUGUAGCCCAUGUUUUUGUUUGUUGGAGUUUGUUAUCGGUGUGAAAAUACCUUUUAUUUCCACGCGAUCAGCAACGGAUCACUGCGAUUGUACCGCAAACGUGCGAUCUACGAAGCGAUCGGUCGCCCUUGGAACACGCAUGCGAAGGAUCGCUGCGAUCGGUCGCUCGUGUGUGAGACCCAAGGAGGUUAGAAUCUGAGGAUGACGACCAAGAAGCCCCUUGCAAGAUGCCGUAAACGUGAAGCCAGCACCGCCAUUUGUUUGCGCUCAAAACAUUGCCAGUAGCGUGUUUGUAUUGAUGUGUUGUUCAUUGAAAUAUUAACGUAAACGUGGGAAAAAUGGUUACAUGUGUUGCGUCCGGAUGCACAAACAGAAGCGGAAAGUCAGCUGUUACUUUCCACAGUUUCCCGAAGGACAGCGCAAGGAAAAGCUUAUGGAUCAAGGCAUUGCGACGAAUAGACUGGAAACCAACCAAACACAGUAGAAUAUGUUCAGUCCACUUCCGAGAAGCAGACAUUGAUCGAACGUCUUUAUCAAAUGUUCGCAUUAGAUGCGGCGCCGUGCCAUGUAUUUUCUUAUCCUUUCCGUCGUACAUGCAGAACAAAGAAGAGCCAUUGCCAGCAGAAAAUGAUGAAUGUGACUACAGAAAUGAAGUGGAAUCCCAGAGGUGUAAAAGUAAUGGAACAAAAAUGGCAGAUAUGGAAAUGGACCCAUUGGUAAAUGUUAAAAAAGAGGUGGAUCCAUUAGCUACUGAAGAGCAGACUGAUACUCAUCUGCCCAAAACGCACCAUGUUUGGCUUCAUGAUGUGAAAUUAGAACCUAUUAAACAAGAACCAGAAUCAGAGCCUGAAGAUAGUGAAAAUAAUUAUUGCAUUAGUGAUAAUCCAUUGGAUUUCCCAAUAAAAGAGGAGAGCGAGGCGAAUGACUGUGAGAGUAUUUGUUCCAAUCCUCAACAGAGGAAUAAUGCAGAUGAAGAUUUUCCACCAGAGUAUUUGUCUCUGUAUGAUAAAGUGAAAGUGGAAAUUACUGAAGACCAUAUUUCACCUACGAUAGAACAGAAUUUACUUAAUGUUGGUACAGGUUGUCUCAGUACAGAUGGUGUUAAUGCAGAUGAAACUAACGCAAAUAGUGUUGAUUCAGCUGAUACUGGACAAGCAGAUAUACAACAAUGGAAGUCUGUAGUAAGUCAAGCUGACAGUUUUUCGUGUAGGGAUUGUGGUGAUAAUUUCACAAAGCCGGAGGACUUGUCAAAUCACAGGCGCAAACGUGAUGAGCCCAUUACUUGUGAAUUAUGUGGUAAAAAUUUUAAAUCUGAGUGUGUUCUUGCAACACACAUUCGUAUUCAUACAGGGGAGCGCCCUUUCCAAUGCAAAAUAUGUGGAAAAACAUUUUUACGUAUAUGUUAUCUUCUCAAACAUCGACGCAAAAGACAUGGCUGUAUUCAACCAGGUAUUCCUUGUAAGAUUUGUGGAAAAGUUUUUUCUAAUUUUGGUCUUUUGAGUGUUCAUACACGUGCACAUUAUAAUGUACCAAAGGUUCUCUCAUGUGAACAAUGUGGGAAACACUUCAGACGAACAAAAUAUUUGAAUCGCCACAAGAGAUGUACUCAUAGUGUUGAAAAAUUGCGGUGUGAACUUUGUGGAGAAGUUCAGGAGACACGGACAGCGUUGAUAUCCCAUGUUGUUAAGCACACAGGUGCUUUGCCAUUCAAUUGUGCUGAGUGUGAUCAGGAAUUUUCAUCUACAUUACAGCUGGCUCGGCACAGUCGAAUCCAUAAAGGUGAACUGCCUUUUGCCUGCAGUGACUGUGAACUGUCUUUCAUGACAGGGGAACAACUGCGGUCACAUAAACGGUACCACACGGGUGAGCGCCCAUUUUGUUGUAUCUUCUGUGGGAGAGCUUUCAGGAAUGAACCAGAUCUUAUUGUUCAUGUUUAUUCACAUACUGAUCCAUAGACUGAUAUGCUUUCCGUGACAAGCUUGUUCAGUAGUGUCGCUGUAUGUCAGAGCAUUACAACAUUGCUAACUAUAACUUUGAUGAAUUUAGUGGUAUAUGAUAGUGUAGAUCAUCAUCAUUAUCAUCAUCAUGACACCUUUUCAAUUUGAAUCAAAACCUGUAGUUAACUUCUUCUGAUUGAGGGCUGACUCCAUUAAAGAUUUCCAUGUCAUUGUAUGUGGUACAUUUUGUAUGUCGUGCAAAGCAUGGUUCUCUUAACACUACAAAAAGGAGAAUCCCUUUUCAAAGUGUUGUGCAAUAAUAACCGUUUUUGGAUUGUGAGCUCCAAAAUAUUGCCCUUUUUUUCAUUUAUGACAUACGUGUAACUUGUAUAGUGAACCACUGAAAAGCAAGGAAUAAAUUUUUUUCUAUAUGGUUUUGAUGAGAGACUCAGUCAUAUUUGUCACAAAAGGAAAUGUUUUUACAUCCAUAUGUGUGUGCAGUAUUAAGAUAAUUAAACUCUUUUAUUAGAAGUUUUGCAUUAACAUGUCAGACUUGGACACAAACUUCUACUCACUUUUUUUGCCACAGUAUAUAGGUGAGAAGUACUCAUUUAUUACAAUUUUUACUAUUGAAGCAAAUCAUUCACUCAAAGCAAGUCAUUCACUAUUUACAAAGAAUUUUGUCUGUAAAGUUAACUUAAGCUGUACUGGUGCUUGUUGUUUAGAUACAAAAUGUGUGGAUCAAUGUUCUUAAACUGGUGUUUACAUGAAAUAUACAUGGAUAGAGGCUGUAUCGUUACAGGCGUCAAUGAUGCCCUUUGAAAGCAUUUGGAGGGGAAAAGUGAUCUAUUUCCUCUGUUCAUUGUGUGUGUACUGGUAGCGUUGUUACAUGAAGUGACAUGUGUAAUGAAUUAAAAGUUAGGCUCAUUUAAUA
This is a messenger RNA of Schistocerca cancellata (South American locust), 3070 nucleotides long. Its product is annotated as oocyte zinc finger protein XlCOF6.1-like. The coding region runs from base 538 to 2154 and encodes 538 amino acids. The transcript has 4 exons. NCBI's taxonomy places the organism in Eukaryota, Metazoa, Arthropoda, Insecta, Orthoptera, Acrididae. Gene Ontology annotation, biological process: regulation of DNA-templated transcription. Gene Ontology annotation, molecular function: RNA polymerase II cis-regulatory region sequence-specific DNA binding; DNA-binding transcription factor activity, RNA polymerase II-specific. Gene Ontology annotation, cellular component: nucleus. The record is from RefSeq and is a predicted model, not a curated record.